This is a messenger RNA of Archocentrus centrarchus (flier cichlid), 1708 nucleotides long. It is a transcript of the gene gpkow, whose product is annotated as G patch domain and KOW motifs. Gene Ontology annotation, biological process: mRNA splicing, via spliceosome. NCBI's taxonomy places the organism in Eukaryota, Metazoa, Chordata, Actinopteri, Cichliformes, Cichlidae. Gene Ontology annotation, cellular component: spliceosomal complex. Gene Ontology annotation, molecular function: nucleic acid binding. The record is from RefSeq and is a predicted model, not a curated record. Bases 37 to 1584 code for a protein of 515 amino acids. The transcript is spliced from 11 exons.
CACUUUUUGUGUGCGUCAUUCUCCCACAAAAAAACAAUGGCGUCGCACGGAGGAGAUGCGGGUUCCUCUAAGCCCGUAGCUUCUUCUGAGGAGCAGCAAGGAGAGAGAAAAACAGCGGCCGUGUCGUUUGGUUUCACCAAAACAGCCAGUAAAUUUAAACCGUUGACCGGCGACGCUCAGAUUAAGAAAGUCGACAGAGAUUACCUGACUGGAAUUGAUGGAAAUGAACUGCAAAGUUCAAAACCAUCUGAGAAACCCAAGGAGCUCAUCAUCCCGCUGAUCCAGAAGAACCGCUGGCAUCGAGCGGGCAAGAACUCCGAAAAUGGAGGCAAAACACAGGACACGACCCAAGAUAACGACUCUGUGGAGUCUCAGGCUGUUAAGGAGCUUAUUGAAGAUUCACGGAGGCAGCUUGAACUGUGGCAAAAUGGCCCUAAGUCAGAGAGCCUCAAUCUAAGUAUCCCCCUGUUGAUGCAAAACAAAGUGCCAGAAGGCUUUGAGGAUGGAGACCAUGUAAAGGUGGACCUGAGGCCUGAAUCCUCAACAGAGGCAGAUUAUGAGCGUGUUCCUGUCCAGGCUUAUGGACUUGCAAUGCUUAAAGGGAUGGGUUGGAAGAAGGAGGAAGGCAUUGGACGUACCUUUAAACAAGAUGUGCAGCCAAUCGAACACCAGCUGCGUCCAAAAGGGUUGGGUCUUGGAGCAGAUCGUUCGGCAAUAAAGGACCUGGAGCCCAGUAGACAUAAGCGUCCCCCAAAGCCAGGCGAGGAGCAAGGAAAGGAGGAGGAACUAGUGAUGGGUCCUGGGGGUUGUGUGCUGGUGCAGUCGGGGCCACAUAAAGAUCUCUAUGGCAAGAUAGAAGGUGUUGAUCCAGACAAUGCUCGAGUCGUGGUGAAGCUGGCUAUUGGCAACAAGACUGUGACAAUAAGCCAGUAUGCCAUUAAACUGGUGGAGCGCAAAGAAUAUGAGAAAUACAGCAAAGACCUCAGUCGCCUCAGCAAAGCCCACAAAGACAAGGAAAAGGAGAAAGAGAAGGAAAAGGAGCGAGAGAAGGAGCAUCAGAGGCGGGAGGAGAAAGAGAGGAGUAGUAACAGCGACAAGAUAAAACACAAGUCCUCAGAAAGAGAGCGAGAGAAAGACGACAGGAAGAGGAAACACAGAGAAUCAAGUCAGGAAAGAGAUAAGCCUCCGGUGAAAGAAGCAAGGCAACCACCGGCUCCCCCCUCCUGGCUCCAGAGAGACCUGAAAGUUCGGUUUAUAGACAAAAUGUUCAAAGGGGGCAGGUACUACAAUUCAAAGAUGCGAGUGGAGGAUGUCUUGACACCGUCUACCUGUGUGUGCCGAACUGAAGAGGGAAGACUGUUAGACGAUGUGAAGCAGGACAUGCUGGAAACCAUUGUCCCAAAAAGUGAAUACGAUUCUGUAAUGGUGGUGCUGGGUGAGCACAAGGGACAGGUUGGCCGUAUUCUUCAGCGAGACAAGAACAAGUGCAGGGCGAUGGUCCAGCUCGACAGAUACGAGGACAAAGUGUUCACAUUGGAGUAUGACUCCAUUUGUCACUAUGUUGGAGCAGCAGCAGAUCACUGAUUUUCUGAUGUUUACUGUAAUAUUCUGUCCUUUUUCCACCCAUUUCAUCUCACCUGUUGUAUUUUGUAAUAUUCAAGUAUAAUGGAUUUUAAAACAUUGCAAUUUUGUAAUAAAACCUUGUCAA